Cylicostephanus goldi is the source of this 786-nucleotide messenger RNA. Lineage: Eukaryota; Metazoa; Nematoda; Chromadorea; Rhabditida; Strongylidae. The record is from the annotation of a GenBank genome assembly.
AUGCAAGCAGGUAAGCCUUGGCAGCCAGCUACGCAAGUUAUUCUGCCUUGGCAGCGAGUAGAGUCUCUGCCAGUUGCUGAACCAGGACAGCUAGCAGGGCAAGACGCUCAGUUUGAGCAGCCGGCAGAACCAGCUCCUGAGUCUAUGCAGCUUCCCGCGCCGUCGUACGUUACCGUAUCUGUGGACCCUGGUGCGCAAGUCUUCGUUAUCGGACCUGGGAACUCUAUUGUGGUAGUGCGGGCCGCUCAGACAAAGCAGCUAGCAAAGCCGCAAAUACCUAUGCCAACAGACCAGGAACAAGCGCGUGCAACUUUUGCUGAAAAUGUAUGGACUGACAAUACAAAUGAUUUGCAUGGAUCUCCAGAAUAUUCAGUAACAUUGACACCAGAUUCAGUAGCAUCGACACCAAGACAGCCCGAUCUCGAAAGGAAGUUUGCUGAUUUCUGUAAAGACCUUGGAAUAACGAGUGCCUCGAUACAUUACAAACCUAAAAGGUUGUUCAAAAGAUCACUGGAUUCCCAAAAAGCGCCGGAUGCAGCACCUGUUUUGCAGGGCUGGACUAAGGUUGGUGGCAAGGUUUACUACUACAGAGAUGGCAAAAAGCUUGUCGGCUGGCAUUUCCUGCGCGGUACGAUCGUAGACCCUUCCCUUCCGCAUAAAAAUUGGUUCUACUUUGAUAAAGACGGUGUUAUGCUCACGGGUAGACAUGAACCUGUGGGUGGUAUCAAAAAUGAGCAGGGCCUCCAAGAUAAGCACGUAUUUUUUUGGAUGAACAUACGGAAGUAA